Molecule: messenger RNA, 1026 nt
Organism: Necator americanus (New World hookworm)
Lineage: Eukaryota; Metazoa; Nematoda; Chromadorea; Rhabditida; Ancylostomatidae
Exons: 8
Coding region: 1-1026 (341 amino acids)
Cellular component (GO): nascent polypeptide-associated complex; cytosol
Molecular function (GO): protein binding; peptidyl-prolyl cis-trans isomerase activity
Source: RefSeq, a predicted model, not a curated record
AUGCCCGAACCUCGACCGAAAUGCAUCAAGAAGGUGCUCCACGCUGGACGAGGAGUUGUACCAGAAUACCGAACUGGCACGAAGGCUUUAUUCCACUAUGAAACUCUAAAACCAAAGGAUCUUGUUAAACCGGAAGUGGGAAUGCCGGAAAGUAGGGAUGAUUACGUAGUCAUUGAUAACACACGAAAAGGUUGGCCGGACGGUUAUGGCAAACCACUGGAACUUAUUUUUGGCAAGAAAUUUCAACUUCCCGUUUUUGAGACUUGUCUGCGAUCAAUGUUGGUUGAUGAGGUAUGUCAAUUCGAUGUGGAACUGGCAGAACUUUGCACGUAUCCAAUGGUAUCAAAAAAGCUUAGGGAUCUUGCUAAACCUCAUGAGAAGGGUCACUCUCAUUCCCAUGACUCCCACAUGUGUGCAGCCGCUCUCUCAGCGGGCACCGGAUAUCCCGAAUUGGACGAGCUGAUGCAAAAUCCUCGUCCGCUUCGUUUUAUAUUUCAUUUGCUCUCGGUUACACAACCUGAAGAAUACGAAGCGGAAGGCUGGCAAUUGGACACCGAAGAGAAGCUACAAUCGGUUGAGACGCUACGCUUGCAAGGAAAUCAGUUGUUUUCGCAGAAGAAAUACGAUGAAGCGAUAGAUAAAUAUCGAGAAGCAUUAGGACGAUUGGACACUCUCCUGUUAAGAGAGAAACCUGGAGAACCAGAAUGGGAGGAGUUGGAUAGAAAAAAUGUGUCUCUCUAUUCGAAUCUAUCUCAAUGUUAUUUGAAUGUUGGAAAUAUGUAUGAAGCAGCGGAGACAGCAUCUGAGGUCCUCUCACGAGAUCCUGAUAAUGAGAAGGCACUAUACCGAAGAGCUCGAGCUCGGAUCGGCUGCUGGCAACUGGAUGAGGCUGAACAAGAUUUGAAAAAACUGGCUCAACUGUCAAAUAACGAGUCUCUCGUCAAUUUGGAAAUGGCGACGUUGGCGCGGAAACGAAUUGAAUUAGAGGAAAGUAAAAAGAAGACCUACUCAAAAAUGUUCAAGUAA